AUGCUAGGAUGCGGCAAAACAUAUCGUGUGCACUUCAAGGUCCCUGGCGUCAAUCGUCAGUACAGUACCGUCAUUGUCCAUCUCAAAUCCGCCUGUACCGGUACAGCCAUGGCGACCUUUUCGCCUGCAGCAACGCUGGUGCUGACCAAUCGGUCGCUGUUCCGCCUCAUCAUGAGCUUCAUCGACGGCGUCCCGGGGCACAUCUUGGCGCUAGUCACCGACUUUCAGCGUGAUAAUCGCGGCGUCCCGUGGUCUGCGACUGGCGCUCUCCCACGCGCCGCCAUUCAGCGUGGAGACAUCGAAACGCUGCGUCACUUCCGCAGACUGUCGACCAUCAAAACGUUCCAGUCGCGACCCGAAUUGGCAUUCGACGCGGCUAUACGUUGCGCCAUUCAGUUUGGCCAGUUGGAGAUCGCCCAGUACCUUGCAGACACAGGGAUGCUGCUAGGAGACAGCAGUGCAGAGCAUUUAACUAGUAGAACAGUAGGUAGUACGUUGAUGGGGUGGGCGGUUCGCUACUCGGAAGCGCUAAAGUCCGAGAGAAAGCUGGAGAUUGUAGAGUGGGUGGUCAGUAUAUAUUCCAGAUCAGCGCUGAGAGACGUCAAGGCAGAAGAUUUGAGUCGAGCGGGGGUUCCUGUGUUGAGGUUUCUGAGCGAGCGAAGCCUGGCCACGAGUGGAUUUGAAGAUCCGAGACUGGUGGAUUUGGUGGCAACUAUGGGCAAGAUGGAGACGCUGAGGUUCUUGUUGGAGAGGGAGGAGGCAGGCAGACAAGGACAGAGAUGCACGUCCGAUGCGCUGGAUGGCGCCGCAGCGAAUGGACAUUCGGAGAUCGUGCAGUAUUUGCAUGAGCAGAGGACGGAAGGAUGCACAGUUGCAGCCAUGGAUGGCGCAGCUAGGAACGGGUUUAUGGGGGUAGUGCAGUUGCUGCAUACCCAACGGACCGAGGGGUGCACCGUUGCAGCAUUGGAUGGAGCUGCACGCAAUGGACACCUCGACAUGGUCAAGUUCUUGCAUAAUAAUCGGAGCGAAGGCUGUUCGACUGUGAAGGGUGCACGACGAAUGCGAUGA
Messenger RNA from Phytophthora infestans T30-4, 1068 nucleotides. RefSeq lists its product as uncharacterized. The record is from RefSeq and is a predicted model, not a curated record. The coding region runs from base 1 to 1068 and encodes 355 amino acids. Lineage: Eukaryota; Oomycota; Peronosporomycetes; Peronosporales; Peronosporaceae. The transcript has 3 exons.